GCGCUCAGUUUACUACGAGCGCCGACGGCGAACGUACGUCGCUCCGCGUCCCUUAGUGCCCGAGUGUAUGGUGCUGGUGUAUUAACAUAACAGCUAAUUGUUCUGUGUCGUGUGAUUGUUGUGUGGUGUUCUGAUACUGCCGUGCGACCUCCCCGGGUCACAUUUGUUGUGAUGCAUUUGAGGAUAUACCUAUGGCUGUCUUGUGUAGCCCUCGUAGGAUACGUUCGAGCGACAGAGGUACCUGUCGCAGAAGCCGACACGCUCCACGACCACGAGCCGCUCGCGUCCGACCGGGACCUGUUCAUCGAUGAUGACGGCUCGGGGCUAGAGAUCGACGAGUCCUCCGGCUCCGGCUGGGGCCCCGGACCCGGCCCCGACGACGAGGACGGCCGCGGCUCAGGUGACCGCCGGCUCACGCUGACGGAUGACGAGGACUAUGUCACCAUGUCCAUCCCCACCACCACCACCACAGAAACGCCGAUAGUACCGGAAACUGUAGCGCCAGAUUAUGUAGAUCCUCGCGUACUCGACGAGAAGCCAGGGCCCGGCGCGGACACCCCGCGCGGCGCGGGGGAGGAGCAGCCCUCGCGCCCCGACCAGGACCCCAUCAGCAUCUCCAGCGAGGACGCCAACCCGGGCACGGACCAGGACCCCUCGGGCACCAACGUGGGCGCCGAGUCGCGGCCGCAGGACAACGUGGUGUUCAUCAUGAACGCCAAGGCGGAGGAUCGCGCCACCAGCUUUUUCGCGCAGCCGGGCAUUCUUGCCGCUGUGAUCGGCGGCGCUGUAGUUGGCCUCCUCUGCGCGAUCCUAGUGGUGAUGUUCAUAGUGUACCGUAUGCGCAAGAAGGACGAGGGGUCGUACGCCCUCGACGAGCCCAAGCGGAGCCCGGCCGCCGCCUCCUACGGCAAGGGCCAGAACAACCGCGAGUUCUACGCGUGAGACCACACAGAACAAACCCUGCCACGUGUUUACUAGUCGACGGACCGACCCAUACUGGCUACCACUCUACAAUUAAUUGAUGCCGCAGCAAAAUGGUGGACGAUGGAAUCGCGCACUUAUCUGACUACUCUUCUAACCUCC
Messenger RNA from Cydia amplana, 1083 nucleotides. It is a transcript of the gene Sdc, whose product is annotated as syndecan. The coding region runs from base 172 to 942 and encodes 256 amino acids. Gene Ontology annotation, cellular component: membrane; cell surface. The record is from RefSeq and is a predicted model, not a curated record. The transcript has 5 exons. Gene Ontology annotation, biological process: cell migration. NCBI's taxonomy places the organism in Eukaryota, Metazoa, Arthropoda, Insecta, Lepidoptera, Tortricidae.